Camelina sativa (false flax) is the source of this 990-nucleotide messenger RNA. RefSeq names its product abscisic acid receptor PYL3. Gene Ontology annotation, biological process: abscisic acid-activated signaling pathway. The record is from RefSeq and is a predicted model, not a curated record. Gene Ontology annotation, cellular component: nucleus; cytoplasm. Lineage: Eukaryota; Viridiplantae; Streptophyta; Magnoliopsida; Brassicales; Brassicaceae. Gene Ontology annotation, molecular function: abscisic acid binding; signaling receptor activity; protein phosphatase inhibitor activity.
UGUCACGUUCACAUUUUCACACCGAAUUUUUCUAAAAAAGCCGAAUAACAAAGGCAAUUUAUUAGUGCAGCUCAACUCCAGCAUUAGUCAAACACAAUAUCAAUAUAUAUCAAAUCUCCAUUAACAUAUUCUAUAUAUAGAAUCAGUCAUAUAGCUAUAUCUUCGUUACACACCUUUCUUCUCAAAAGUACACCCCAAAUUAAACCAUGAACCCUAAUGAUCUUGCUCCAAUCCAUGGUCCAUCAUCAUCAUCAUCAACAACAACAUCAUCGUCGACACCAUACGGAUUAACGAAGGAAGAGUUCUCAACACUAGACUCUAUCAUCCGAACACACCACACGUUCCCAAGAUCGUCAAACACGUGCACGUCCCUCAUAACACACCGCGUAGACGCACCAGCAAACGCCAUAUGGAGAUUCGUCCGAGACUUCGCCAAUCCAAACAAAUACAAACACUUCAUCAAGAGUUGCACCAUCAGAGGUAACAACGGUAACGAGAUUAAAGUUGGGACCAUAAGAGAAGUCAGCGUCGUGUCUGGUCUCCCAGCGUCGACAAGCGUUGAGAUACUCGAAGCUCUAGAUGAAGCGAAGCGGAUCUUGAGUUUUCGUGUUCUUGGAGGAGAGCACCGGUUAAAUAAUUACCGGUCGGUUACAUCGGUUAACGAGUUCGUCGUCUUGGAGAAGGAUAAGAAGAAGAGAGUGUACAGUGUGGUUUUGGAGUCAUACAUUGUUGAUAUACCAAAAGGUAACACGGAGGAAGAUACGAGGAUGUUUGUGGAUACUGUCGUUAAAUCGAAUCUACAAAAUCUCGCCGCCGUUUCCACGGCUUCUCCGACUUGAUAAUUUUUUUUUGUGUUGAAAAUAUCUUGUGUGUAUAUAUGAUAAUAGUGGGCCGUAAAUGGGCCGAUUAAUGUGUUUGGUGGAAUAUACAUGUGUGGAAUGUGAGGUGUGUAUAUGUAACCUAUGGGUUUUAGUGGGCUUCGUAAACCUC